GGGACCCCGUCUGUGGACUCUUCUUGGCUUUGCUUCCUGGUCUGAGCUGCCCACCUCAGAGCAGCUCGCCUUCCCAAUGCCACCAUGCCCAUCAUCAGCAACGCCAACCAUGACUUCAGCAACUUGUCCGUCAGUGACGACAGCAGCCUCGAUCGCAUCUUCACCGAGAUUCCCGAGACCGAGACCAUCAAGGGUGUGUACUACCAGAGGGCUCAGUUCAUCCGGCGCCCAGAAGACUUGGUCUCCGUCGACCACGCCCUGCUGGCGGUGAUCAACGUUGGGGGAAACCGCUACACCUUUCCCUGGAGCACCCUGGAGCAGUUCCCCCUCACGCGACUCGGCCGCCUCUGCGGCUGCAGGUCGCCCGAGGACAUCGCCAGCGUCUGCGACGACUACGACGAGGCCCGCAAGGAGUUCUUCUUCGACCGCUCGCCGUCUGCCUUCAGGGUCAUCCUCAACUUCCUGGCCGCGGGGAAACUGCGGCUGCUGCGAGAGAUGUGCAUCCUCUCCCUGCACGACGAGCUGACUUACUGGGGGGUGGAGAUGGCGUACAUGGAGCGGUGCUGCAAGCGGAAGAUGUACACCCGCAUCGAGGAGGUGCACGAGCAGGAGAGGCGCGAGGAGGAGCGUCGGCAGAGGAACGCCAUGCAGCGGGUGCCGGUGGAGGAGACGCAGUAUCGAAAAAUGAUGAACUGGCUGAGAGACACGGUGGAGAACCCGCAGUCCGGUUUGCCGGGGAAGAUCUUCGCCUGCAUGUCGGUGAUCAUGGUGGCGGUGACCGUCAUCAGCCUGUGCAUCAGCACCAUGCCAGACCUCAGAGAGGAGGAGGACCGGGGCGAGUGUUCCCCCAAGUGUCGCAACAUGUUCAUCAUCGAGACGGUGUGCGUGGCCUGGUUCUCCCUGGAGUUCAUGCUGCGUUUCAUCCAGGCUCGCAGCAAGCUGGACUUCCUGCGCGGGCCGCUCAACAUCAUCGACGCCAUGGCCAUCCUGCCCUACUACGUCUCGCUGGUGGUGAAAGAGGAGGACCCGAACAUGGAGCAGGAGCGGUCGGGAGGUAAGGGAUACUUGGACAAGCUGGGCCUGGUGCUGCGGAUCCUGCGGGCGCUGAGGAUCCUCUACGUGAUGCGGCUGGCCCGGCACUCCCUCGGCCUGCAGACGCUGGGGCUGACCGUGAGGCGCAGCACCCGAGAGUUCGGCCUCCUGCUGCUUUUCCUCUGCGUGGCCGUCACCCUCUUCUCGCCGCUGGUCCACCUGGCCGAGAGCGAGCUGACGGGCGCCCACGACUUCAGCAGCAUUCCCGCCUCCUACUGGUGGGCCAUCAUCUCCAUGACGACGGUGGGCUACGGCGACAUGGUGCCGAGGUCCAUCCCCGGACAGGUGGUGGCGCUGAGCAGCAUCCUCAGCGGCAUCCUCAUCAUGGCCUUCCCCGCUACCUCCAUCUUCCACAUGUUCUCCCGCUCCUACCAGGAGCUCAAGAUGGAACACGACCGCUUGUUCAAAGAGGAGUGCGCGGCCGCCGCGGCCGCCGCCGCCAUCACGGGGGAGCUGCAGGAGGCGGGGGGCGAGGGGGGAGGGGAGAACUCCGCCCCGUCUGGGCUGGGAACACGUCUGGACAAGGAUAGCGUGCACUCUCUGGAGUCUCUGGCUCUCCUCGGGAAAAGCUGCGAGGCCGCGGGGAAUAACAACCACAGCCUUCCUGCAGCGGCUUUCUGAACUGUUUUCACACUGACUGACUCAAUCCACCACUUCCAGGAGUCCAGUACUAUCCGAACUGCAGAUCAAGGAAGAGCCCAGGUUCUCUGGAAACCCGGCUGGCCAUGCACCUUGGAGAGCAUGAGUGCUGCGUUGGGACAAAAAGGAACUACACACAAAGCAUUUCUUGGAGGAAUGUGCACAGAAAGUGAAGGAUAUCAAACCCUUUAAAUCAGACGGUCUGACCAGAAAGCCUCUGCAGCAAUAUUAGUGACAAGCUGCUUCCAUAAACAUGCAAUAUUCAAUCCAAAGUUGCUUUUCCUUCCACUGUGAAAAUAAUUCUAAGCCUGACUGCAACCUUUAGGGUUCAUUCUCCUUAUUUUUGUUAUGUUGCCUACAGUAUGAUCUGAAGAUGUACCCCAUACUGUAUACUAUUUUGCCAUGAAUUUUAAAGAGUGCUCCUCUUAGUAUAUUUUUGAGAAGCUUGAAGCCAUGUUCUCACAAUAAGUACAAACCAUUUGGUAGUUUGAACAAUAUAUAUAUAUAUAAUGUAUAUCCAUCUAUCUCUCAUGUAUAUUUGUAUGCUUGGACUGAAAGAUAUGAUGCUUUCUCUACUCUCUGCAAACUGUGUUGCUUUUUUUUUUUUAAUCAAUGAAGAAAAGACAAAACAGAGCGAGAAAGAGAUGAGUGUUUGUUUAAGAGAUGAAGGAUGUUGUGUGCAAGAAAGAGAGCGAGCACUAACAACCAUGAAAUGUACUUUACAACGCUCCAAAUAAAAGUUCUCCCAGUAAUCUGAGAGAAAUCCA
This is a messenger RNA of Salarias fasciatus (jewelled blenny), 2498 nucleotides long. It is a transcript of the gene kcng4a, whose product is annotated as potassium voltage-gated channel, subfamily G, member 4a. Gene Ontology annotation, cellular component: voltage-gated potassium channel complex; membrane. The coding region runs from base 85 to 1713 and encodes 542 amino acids. The record is from RefSeq and is a predicted model, not a curated record. The transcript has 3 exons. Gene Ontology annotation, molecular function: delayed rectifier potassium channel activity; protein binding. NCBI's taxonomy places the organism in Eukaryota, Metazoa, Chordata, Actinopteri, Blenniiformes, Blenniidae. Gene Ontology annotation, biological process: protein homooligomerization; potassium ion transmembrane transport; action potential.